GUUACGACUUUAAAUCGAAUAUUCUCAAAUCGUUUCGAAAUUGUUUGGAAGCGGAUUGAUAUUGGGUUUACAUGUGAGGGGCGAGGCUGCGCGCGCACCUCUACGUUCUGUAGCGCUACGAGCGCCUCAGUCGCGUCUGAGCUACGUGAACUAUCGACUGCUACGCCGUAGUCCUACGACAACAAACUGUCAGUAUAUUCAUAUACCGUCAGAGUGAAUCAGUGACGUGAUCUCAUUGGAGUCGUGGGAAUUUAUUGAGAAGGAGGUCCAAGAUAAAUAACGCGGGGAUAGAAGCGACGUCACCACCAUGGCAUUCGCGGGGCUCAAGAAACAAAUCAACAAAGCUAAUCAGUAUGUCACGGAAAAAAUGGGAGGUGCCGAGGGCACAAAAUUGGAUUUGGACUUCGUGGAAAUGGAAAGAAAAACUGAUGUCACUUGCGAGCUGGUAGAAGAAUUACAAGCGAAGACAAAAGAGUUCCUGCAGCCGAACCCUACGGCACGAGCUAAGAUGGCAGCUGUGAAAGGCAUCAGCAAACUGAGCGGGCAGGCCAAGAGCAACACAUACCCUCAGCCAGAGGGCGUGCUUGGAGACUGCAUGCUGCUCUACGGCAAGAAGCUUGGAGAAGACACUGUCUUCUAUGGACACGCGAAUUGUCUUAUCGAGAUGGGCGAAGCUCUGAAGCAGAUGGCUGAUGUUAAAUAUUCUCUUGAUGACAACAUCAAGCAAAACUUCCUGGAACCUCUCCAUCACUUGCAGACUAAAGAUCUCAAGGAAGUCAUGCAUCACCGAAAGAAACUACAAGGCCGCCGGUUGGACUUCGACUGCAAACGGCGAAGACAAGCUAAAGGCCCCGGUAGGGCCAGCCCUUACAUGAGCCCAAGUCACAACACACCAAGACAGGACGACGAGAUCCGACAGGCCGAGGAGAAGUUCGCCGAAUCGCUGCAGCUUGCCCAAAUUGGCAUGUUCAACCUCCUUGAUAAUGAUGUUGAGCAGGUAGCGCAGCUGACUUAUUUCGCAGAGGGACUCCUGGAGUAUCACCAGCAAUGUACGGAAAUCCUGAAGGGACUCGUAUCUACGCUCAUGGAAAAGAAGGAGGAAGCGGUGAACCGUCCCAAGAUGGAGUUCGUACCGAAGACGCUAGCAGACCUGCACAUCGAGGGCAUCCACGACUUGAACAAUGGUAGGCGGUACGGUUCCACCCAAAGUUUGUCCCGCCCCCGCCAACACAUCCCCCCCUCGUCCUCUGUCGGCGACCUCAGCACUUCAGACCCCUUCAAGGCAUGGGAAGCACCCUCACCCAAUCGUACCCACGCCAGGCCAGCGCCAGGGUUCAAACCACACCCAGCGCCACGGAAUCAGUUCAAUGGAAGGGACCCCUGGACAGCAUCGCCGCUGCCGUCGCCGGUUAAGUCGCCCGCGCGGACCCCGGUGGCGCCCAACAAGACGCCCUGCUGCACCGCUCUCUAUGACUUCGAGCCGGAGAACCAGGGCGAGCUGGGAUUCAAGGAGAACGACGUGAUCACGCUGAUCAACAAGGUCGACGACAACUGGUUCGAGGGCUCCGUCAACGGCAAGACCGGGUACUUCCCGAUCAGCUACGUGCAGGUCACCGUGCCCCUACCCAACAUGUAAACCGGAAGCCCACGCCCACCACCAACGUAUUCAUUCAUUCCCUGCAGACGUAACAACUAACAACUACUUGACGCAUUCACAUGCAAUACUUAGAGAUAUUAUAGUUAAAAUCUGUGUGGAAUCUCAAAGUAGAUGACUCUCAAUGUCAAGUCGGUGCAACCUUUGUUGAGGUGUCACACACCUACUCAUUUGUUAUGACGUUACGUUACCCAGUAUUACGUAGAUUGAAACUAUUAUUGUGUCAAAAGCUCAAUGGCAAGCUAUUUAUACCCCCCUAUUAUACUGCAUAGUUUAAUGAAUUAUAUUAUUUUAUCGGUUCGAACUCGUCUUCCGAUAUAUUUUACUAUUUCGUCAUGGAUUACUCGUAGCAUAAUAUCUUUGAUUAACAAAUUUAUCGCCAUCAUAAAUACUCAAAAAUGUUAAUGAAAUAGAUGUUUUUAAUAUUUAAAAAAGUUUCAUAUCUAAUAGACUUUCUUAGGUAUUGAACUUUCUAUCUCAAAGAGUUAAUGCUACGAAUUAAAUUAUUUUUAUUGUACCUACCAACUGUUUGCAUUUAUUGCCAAAAUAAGUAAUUAUUUAAUUAUAAAAUUAUUGUAAUAGAAAUCAUUAUAAUCAUGUUGCCAUUUUACUUCAUGACGAUUUAUAUUAGUAAUGAGUUGGGAGUAAAUUGCCGUUUAUUUAUGUUUUUAAGUAUGUUUAGUUAUUAAAAUGACUUACGCCAAAUACCAACAUCGUAUGGAGUACCUUUGCUCAGUGGCAAAAGACGAGGAAUCAUAUUGAUUGAUAAUAACUAGAGUAUGAAGUGUCGUCCACAUUCUUAGAGACGCGCAGUGAUUAUUUCUCAGCGGCCAUCGGAUGCCGGUAGACCAGUGUAAACAUUCCAAAUACAUGCAGCUUCACUUGGUCGAUGUGGACGAAAGAGAUUGGUAAUUUUAAGCAAAGUGAUAGGUCAAUGUCAAUCGCAAUACAUUAUUGCUGGAGGCUCUGCGCGAAGCAGCAAACAUUCUGUAAAGUGAUAUUUUUAAACUAACAUUUUGUAUAUUAGUUUAAUAUCGUGCAUCUAUUUUUGUAGGCGCGUUAUCCUUUGUAUAGUAUUCUCCCUUGACGUACGUUUAUUUUAUUAUUAUUAUUUGUACCGUACAUGAAAGGCACAGGAACGAUAUAUUAGGAUUAUAUAAUACUAGUUAACACUUGCGGUUAGAUUUUAUAGUUGAAUGUUUGCGGGUAAUUAUUUAACUUAAUGGAGAAAGUAUACAAUAUAACGUAUAUUAUACAAUUAGUAUGAAAAAUAAGGGAUGGAGUUAUAAGAGUUGUUGAAUUAUUGCCAGGAAUCUAUGGCGUUUGAUGUUUGAUGUAUUAUUGGCAUGCUAUAAUAAAACAUAUUAUAACGUAAUUGUGAUAACUAUAGUUGUCAAGCUGUUGGUGCGGUGUCCUACCAUGUUUUUUAUUAUUAUUUACUUUGUUUAUAGUUCGAUCAUCCUGCCCCUAUUCGUUUAACAUUUUCCGACAUUGCGCAUAAUAACUCCCUUAGUCAUUACAUUACCUAAGCAACUUAUUUUAACUAUAUUUUAAUGUGUAUGAUUGAUACCAAAAAUAUCGAAAUUAGUAAUUGUACAUGGCCUCUAUUCAAUAGUAAUGUUAAAUGUACUUUAAUUCAUUGCACUUGUGAACUAAGAUCUUAAAUCGUCAUAUUCACUUUGUCCAAUAUUGAUGUUUGCAGUAAUAUUGAACAUAAGUAAUUAUUAAAUUCAUGUAUCAUUGUCGUAAACGGACCCCAUUGUAUCACUUUUCUGGCAUACAAAAGACAAUACCUAGAUCUAAUGUUAGUUGUAUGUAAGUUCAUAAAUAAUUGUUCUAUCUUCAAGUGUCUCUUAAUAUAAGUAUUUUGAGUAUAUAAUAUAUUCAUCAAUGUUACGGGGAUGUCAUGUUUCGAUGUUUAAUGUGAGUUAUGGCGAUGUGGACGGCGUCUAAAGGCGCGUCCGCAAUCAUGUACCAUAUCGCUAUACUUUUCAAUAUACAAAACGUUUAAUCGAAUGCUGAACGAUCUUAACACUAUCCUACAGAAAGGAAUUAGACUGUUGUUGUUUUAAAUGUGUAAAAAUUCUAAUAGCUUGAAAAAUGUGUGAGUGGUUGUAAUGAGAGAUUUGAACAUUCCGUAUUCGACAAACGAGCGUUAUUUCAAAUGGGUAUGACGUUAUUUAACUGUUUCAUAAAGAAUUUGACUUAUAAUUAAGUACGAAUUAACAUUUAGAGCAUGCAGAAGACUAAUAUCGCCAUUUACCGCAGAUAAAUGUCUUAUUUGGCAAAUGUCGAUUAAUGUAUAAAUCUAUUUUAUCCCAGUUACUCAUGCCCAGGAGUAAGGCUCGUUUGCCGAAGACAUAUUUUGUAGAGUUGCCCUAUACUGUGUUGCUUCACUUGUUACGUAUGUCGAAUCAUUGUUUGAGAUGGUAAUGCUACUUGUACAAUAUUUCCUUUAUAGAUAAGCAUAUAAAUACGUAUAAAUGAAUAGUAAAUUGUCGAGUUUCCUCUGAAGAGUAUAUUAUCUUUAUUGUGGUGUUUCCGCGAUUAUUUUUUAAGUCGACAAGUAACAUUACCUUGGCGGUGAUUUGUUAGCAUACCAAAGUAUAAUAUUACGUGUCAAGUAUCACUAUCAUUAUAUUCGCUCCAAAAUAUUUUGCUGUUGAUGCGACUUAUGUCUGAUAUGGUGUACUAUUCUUGUUCAUGUUACUGUAAUCUUAAAAUACUGUAAUUUCAUAGAUUUAAACUUGACGAUUUACGAGAUGUAAUGCAAAUAUUAUUGAUUUGUAUUAAAAUUUAUCCCGAAACUUAUUGCUCGUUUUCGCCUCCUAAUAAAAUGUUAACAAUUAAACACUUAA
This is a messenger RNA of Trichoplusia ni (cabbage looper), 4512 nucleotides long. RefSeq names its product endophilin-A (gene EndoA). The record is from RefSeq and is a predicted model, not a curated record. Gene Ontology annotation, biological process: synaptic vesicle uncoating. NCBI's taxonomy places the organism in Eukaryota, Metazoa, Arthropoda, Insecta, Lepidoptera, Noctuidae. Gene Ontology annotation, molecular function: protein binding. Bases 308 to 1636 code for a protein of 442 amino acids. The transcript has 13 exons. Gene Ontology annotation, cellular component: cytoplasm; presynapse; glutamatergic synapse.